GCUGUCCGUCAAGCCUUUAUACCCCUCCAGCGAAAGAAAUUCCAGCAGGUCAGGUGCCUGUCACACAACCCCGUACUGACCCAUGUGAUACCCACCUCUCUUAUCCCAUUUAUGCAUGCAUCCCUCACCGCUCCCACACUUCAUAUCACAGAUCACAUCACAAACCGCAGCAAAGAUACCAGUUUUCCCACCCAUCACAUUCCUAUCUAACACACCCUACAGUUACACUCCCCCCAAUCCGUUCCCCAAGAAACCCCUCGUUCCCCACUCUACCACACGCACUCCCCCGCCACCUCGCCAGAGCAUUCCAGCAUCCGACUUGGCAACAAAGGACCAGCACUCACGGUAAAGUAUUCGACUUCAGCGAGUCAAUAUCGGGAGAAGUGUCAUCCAUCCGCAUAGAAA
Messenger RNA from Mytilinidion resinicola, 405 nucleotides. RefSeq lists its product as uncharacterized. The coding region runs from base 116 to 349 and encodes 77 amino acids. The transcript has a single exon. Lineage: Eukaryota; Fungi; Ascomycota; Dothideomycetes; Mytilinidiales; Mytilinidiaceae. The record is from RefSeq and is a predicted model, not a curated record.